GGUCCGGGAAGAGCAAUCGGACGAGAGGAUGGCGGCUGACGAGGCAGAGAAGGCGCGGGGGAAGCGCGCUGCUCUCUCCUUCGCCGCCGUCGCCCUGGUGCUGGGGCUGCCGCUCUGGUGGAAGACGACGGAGACGUACCGGGCCUCGCUGCCCUACGCGGGAAUCAGCGCGCUGGGCUCGCUCCGGUUCCAGCUGACUGUGCCCGUCUCAGUGGUCUUUGCCAAGGGGGCUCUGCCAGGAGCUCAGUGGAGGAGACUCCCUUUCGCAGACACACAGGAGGAGGAGAGCCUGUUAAACUCAAAAACAAGCGUUACGGCCCGCUAUGAGACGACUUAUCGGAGUGCGACCGCCACGGAGCGGGCAGCCUUGGCCAUGGCCACCGUGCAAGAGGCAGACGCUGCGCUGCUCCCGCUGCAGGAGGACUUGGUGGGCGCUCUGACUGUAUACGUGAUCCCGGAAACCUCCCUUCUCCUGCCUCAGGGCGUUGGCGUGUACGUCGGGAAGCACCGUAGCGCCGUGAUGAGGGGUACGCAGGGCCCAGGAGAUGUCCUGGCUGCCAUUGGUGCCCGGGUGCAGCAGAUUGUGCAGGCCAUGUCCUUCACCACCGACUCCAUCACCGCCGCCUUGUCUGAUCGCGUCCCCAUGGACCAGCUCGGCACGGACACGAGGCGCCCGUUCAAAUCCAGCCUGGGAUACGAGAUCACCUUCAGCUUAUUGAACCCAGACCCCAAGUCCCAUGACGUGCACUGGGACAUCGAGGCAGCUGUCAACAGCUACGUGCAGCCCUUCCUCGACAAGCUGGGCUCAGUAGCCAACAUCUCAGUGGACUCCCAGAUCCUGUACUAUGCCGUCCUGGGGGUCUCGCCCCGCUUUGACAAGGCCUCCUCCAGCUUCAUCUUGAGCGCGCUCAGUCUACCCCACGUCAUUAACCCGGUGGAAGCCAGGCUGGGUUCCAGCGCCACUUCGCUCUACCCUGUGUUGAACUUCCUGCUGUACGUGCCGGAGCGUGUCCAUUCCCCUCUCUACAUCCAGGACAAGGAUGGCGCCGCUGUGGGGACCAACGCCUUCCACAGCCCCCGCUGGGGUGGGAUCAUGGUGUACAACAUCGACCACCCAGCUCCUGACAAGGCCCCUCUCCCGCUUCGGGUGGACGUGGACAUGGUGCGAGUGAUGGAGGUGUUCCUGGCCCAGCUACGGUUGUUGUUUGGGAUCUCCCAGGUGCCGCUCCCAGAGGAGUUCCUGCUGGAGAGCCCUGGGAACAAGGGGCUGUCUGACUGGGAGCUGGACCGCCUGCUGUGGACCCGGACGGUGGAGAAUAUCGCCACGGUGUCCACCACUCUCACCUCCCUGGCCCAACUGCUAGACAAGAUCGGGAACAUCGUCAUCAAGGAUGAUGUUGCUUCUGAGGUAUACCAUGCAGUAGCAUCCGCGCAGACCGCCAUGCUGGAGCUGGCCUCUGGCCAUCUGGGCUCAGCAUUCCAGGCCAGUAAAGAGGCGGUCACCUCCUCGGAGCGGGCCUUCUUUGACCCUUCGCUGCUGCAUCUCCUCUACUUCCCUGAUGACCAGAAAUUUGCCAUCUACAUUCCACUCUUCCUGCCGAUGGCGGUGCCCAUCCUGCUGUCCCUGGUGAAGAUCCUCCGGGAAGCCAAACAGAGCAAGAAGGAGCCCAUGAAAACUGACUGAGCCUGUCUGCAGCUGCCCCAUGGGGCAGGGGAGCUCAGAGCCAGCUCGUGACAGCCUGUCUGUGUAGGAACAGUCUGGGCCCAGUGACUCAGAUGAUUCUUUAUGAAUCCUGGAAGAGUGGAAAGUCUGGCAGAAAUAGGGUGUUGGGUCAGAAACCGAGGCUUAGCCCCCAGCACGGCCACUUCCCAGCAUGGAGCUCUUGGGUUCGCCUUUGCCUUGGGGGUUAGCAGGGACUCCUAUGCUGCAGCUAGGCACCUGCGGUUGGUCCGGGCCAGCUAACUUAGGCUAAGGGGCUGUUUCAUUGCGGUGUGGCUC
This is a messenger RNA of Emys orbicularis (European pond turtle), 1999 nucleotides long. It is a transcript of the gene PIGS, whose product is annotated as phosphatidylinositol glycan anchor biosynthesis class S. The transcript has 12 exons. Lineage: Eukaryota; Metazoa; Chordata; Testudines; Emydidae. The record is from RefSeq and is a predicted model, not a curated record. Gene Ontology annotation, cellular component: GPI-anchor transamidase complex. Gene Ontology annotation, biological process: attachment of GPI anchor to protein. Bases 29 to 1684 code for a protein of 551 amino acids.